Molecule: messenger RNA, 1604 nt
Organism: Ciona intestinalis (vase tunicate)
Lineage: Eukaryota; Metazoa; Chordata; Ascidiacea; Phlebobranchia; Cionidae
Source: RefSeq, a predicted model, not a curated record
CUAUACUUAAACUUAACGCAGAUUAAUGUAGGGAGUAGUUUUUAAACUAAUAUUACUAUGAAGUGCAUUUGGUUUCUGUUAGUUGUAGAAGUUAUGAGCGUAGUUGAUUCACAUCGACCGCUGACCAAUGGUGGGAGUUUUGAACUAGCUUUGUUUUCUUCGAAAGCUAAAACUCAGGCAGAGAUAGUCUACAGAAUGUGCUUGCCAAAAGUUCCUGAUUUCGUUCACGCAACAGCAAGACCAAGCAACCCAUCUUUGUCUUAUAAGUUCAACGUGACCAUUCUUGAAAUUAUGAGAGGAAGCUUUUUAGUUGAAAUAGAAAGAGUUGAUCAAGCUACAGGGUGGGAUACGAUGCUGAUAACUGUGGAUUGGUCCUCGUACAUAGGUAACGUGGUGGUUUAUCAGAACCUGAUUCUUUGGUUCCCUGAUGCUGCAGAUAGAAGAAUUCUAAAUGCAUACACAGCAUCGCAAUACUGCAAUGAUAAUGGCGGCCAAUUGGUGGAUAUUGUGGAUAAAGCGAUGUACGACGUGGUUUAUGACUACUGUCAACAAACCAUCGAAUUCGGAUGGGCUCGGAUUUGGCUCGGUUCAAGUUACAACCAAACGACUGAUACAGUGACUCAGAGGAACGGGAAACUUGGUUAUCAUGGAGAUUGGUAUCCUGGAUUUCCGGGUAGGGGAAGUGGAAACCAGACGUACACCGGAUUGUUGCUUUAUAUCAAACCACCAAGUUUAAACGACACCUACUACGGAAUGUAUAAUUAUCCCCCGUUACUCUGUCGUACCGUCACACAAUUGUGCUUUACCAACCUAAAUUCAGUUAGCAUAAGUUGGACGGUAAAUGAAUUAAUACCUUAAAUGGGCGAAUAUAACGUAUAUACAGGGGCCAAAUUAAUAUAGCGUGCAGUUUCUCCAUGUUCCAAUCGGACGCAUUUUUUCCGCGCGUUUUAUUCACUCGCACCAGUCGCACCAACACACAUAUUUAUGCUUUACAUUCGCUCAUUGGAAAAUUCAAAAAAAAAUUAAGAUUAUGAAAGUUAUUUAUGAGGAAUAUUCGGUUAACUAUUUAAAAUCCCUCCGAGUAAAAUCGAUUUUUGUAGGAAACACAUUUUUAAUCCUAUCAGGUUAAAUGCAUUUAAUUACUAUAUUAUAAUAAUAUUUGACGCAACUAUUGCUAUAUAUAAAAUCGAUACUCCGGCAUUAAAAGUUUAAUUAAAAUAUACCAGCAAUGUUUCGUCUGCCAUACGCCGAGACUUCAUCAUACUGGUAUGGACUUUACUUUGACGUCUUCUGCGCAGCAUCGUUGAUUGUUUAUUGCGUAUAUAUUGAUUGUGUCUUGCUUAUUGUGGUUGUAUAUUCUACAUCGCUUAAUAUUGUAAUAUCUGUUUUACGUAAUCCGUCUCUGCAUAUAAUUAACUCGUUUGUUUCCAAUUUUAAGUAUUUUUAUCUGAAAUUUGUAAUUAUUCAAAUUCCACGACGGCCUCUAUAAGCUUAUCUUUAGGCACGACGGGUAAAACAAGCUUUUGCCCGAAAGUUCACCUUCCGUGAUUUUAUUAUUGGUUGUAUAGUUCGCAAUAUUAAUAUUAAACGGAGAUUAAUCCAAA